AUGGAUGAAGUCAACCCGGCCUGUUCAAGCUCAGAUGAGCGUGACGCCCAGGAGGUCAGGGCUCAGAUGGAUGCCCUCCCAGACCUACGCGACCAAAUCCAGGAACUGCUCGUCACCAGACUUAGUGACCACUCCAUCAUGGUGUUGCAGGAACAGCUGCAGCUCAUGCAGAGGAGCUCGUACUAUUUGGAAAUCCAUUGUGAUGAUUUGCACACUUCAUACUUGUCUGACAGCGUGUUGAGGUCUCUUAUUGAGCAGCCGAGGCUGCAGCAUGCCAUGACCCUCGCCAACACCCAGGUGAAGCUCCUUCUCAAGCUUCUGGAAAUGCUCUACCAAGAGAUGAUCAAGGGCUGUCAGCAGCUAGAGGCCUUCAUCAUUAAGUAUGACCAGGGUUUGGUGGAUAGUGACAUGGCGGCUUCUACACAGCAGAAGCUCCAGCAAACCCAGCAGUACGUGAAGGACUUUGAAAGCAGAAUGACUCAGAAUUUCGGCCCGCUGGAUCUGCAGAACCACCUCAUCUGGAGCACAGCCAUUGACCCCUUGCCGCAGCUCACUGCAUCACUGGCCAUCAAGAUGCCAGUGAUGAUUGACAGGUUUGAGUCGUGCGCAACAUCCGACGCUGUGCAUCUGUGUUGGGCAGUUGCAGGCCAGCAGUCUAUGGAGCCAAACCAACAGUUUGAGAUCCACGUAAAGAGCCGUCACCCUACUACUGCUGAACGUGAACGGUUUACUAAAUAUAUGUACCAGUCAUGCAACAUACAGGUCAACAACCUGACACCUGACAGGUACUAUCAGUUCUCUGUCAAGAGAGUAGACACUUUCAACUUGGUCUUUGGUCUGUGGAUUGACACCAUCAUCCUAAAGACCUUGGAUAUUUCCAAGUAAAGACAAUAUAUAAAAACAGAAAUAAAAUAUCUUACAGGAUUUCUUUAA
Chelmon rostratus (copperband butterflyfish) is the source of this 933-nucleotide messenger RNA. RefSeq names its product fibronectin type III domain-containing protein 11-like. Gene Ontology annotation, molecular function: protein binding. NCBI's taxonomy places the organism in Eukaryota, Metazoa, Chordata, Actinopteri, Chaetodontiformes, Chaetodontidae. The record is from RefSeq and is a predicted model, not a curated record. The transcript has 2 exons.